Apiotrichum porosum is the source of this 912-nucleotide messenger RNA. RefSeq lists its product as uncharacterized. Gene Ontology annotation, biological process: uroporphyrinogen III biosynthetic process. Bases 1 to 912 code for a protein of 303 amino acids. NCBI's taxonomy places the organism in Eukaryota, Fungi, Basidiomycota, Tremellomycetes, Trichosporonales, Trichosporonaceae. Gene Ontology annotation, molecular function: uroporphyrinogen-III synthase activity. The transcript has 2 exons. The record is from RefSeq and is a predicted model, not a curated record.
AUGCCGCCAGAACGUGCCCAGGUCGUCCUGUUCCGCACCGCAACUCCAGACGACAGCUACACCCAGCUCUUCUCGCAACGCGGGUACGACGCGACCUCCAUCCCGGCCUUGGGUGAGCGGUUGCUCGUGGACAAUCUCAAGCACGUCGUGCGCACGGGUGCCGGCCCGUACGAGGCUGCGAUAGUGACAAGCCGCCGCGCUGCCGACGCGUGGGUUUUGGCGGUACGAGAAGUGUUGGAGGAGGGCGAAGGGGCUGAUGGUGUGGGAGAAGGAGAUAGCUCGUGGGAACCGUGGUCGGACCUGUCCGUCUACUGUCCUGGAACUGCUGUCCCAACGACUUUCGACACUGCAUCUUUACCAGAAAGAUACCGAUUCACAGACGGCCCGACGGCCAUCCACGCGGCGGGUCUCGCGCCGCUCCUCCUCGCUGCUCCUCCACGACCUCAUCACACUGCGCCGUCCAGGUGCGGCACCGCCAACUCCGGUACCACAGCCCAGCAUCGCCCAUACCUGGUCCUUACAGGAGACAAGACCCUCCCGACACUCACCGACGCUCUAGCCGCUGCUGGGCGUGAAGUUGUCCAGGUGAAGAGCUACGAGACGCAGGCCGCUGCGGGGCUCGACCGAGAAGUCGAGGAAGUCGACAAAGCAACAAAAUGGGUUUCGGUGUUCAGUCCCAGCUCUGCGGGGUAUGUCUUGCCUCUACUCGAGGCGAGUGGGUGGGCGUUACGGAAUGACGACGACGAGCUGGAAGAAGCGACCACAACGAGACGAGUCUGUGUCCGCGUUGCGGCCAUUGGCGAGACGACGGCUGGUUUCCUACGACGAGAAGGAUUCAGAGUGGAUGCUGUGGCCAGCACGCCUGAUGCGGAAGGGUUGGUAGCAGCCGUGUGUGCUGCCGAUGAGGAUUAG